AAUUUUAAUGUGUGUGUUGGCUUUUGUAUACUGGAAGGAGGUAUCUAAACUCGUGAUUUAUCUGCAAAUUAAUCAAUUUAAUUAUUGAAACAGUUAAUCAAUGCACUAAGACAAAAGAUCCAAUGGAUAAUCACUGGCACUGAAUUGAUUAAGGUACGUACAAAUGUGAUUCAAGGGCUGGCUUAUUUUUUAAUUUACCGGCUUCUGUUGAUUUUCAGUUUAGCGAUGAUUUACUUUAAAAAUUUUGGUAUAAAAGUAAUCGACACUUGUUUCAAUUUCAUCAGAACCAAUUCGAUCUUAAACAGUUAAACAUCUCAAGUUAAACAACAGUCAAUAUAACAUUUUGUCCAAUUGUGCAUUUAUCGUGUUUACAAGCUCUUAAUAAUUUCUGUAUUUCAAACUCCAAUCAUGUCUAAAUUUGUUUUCAUAUGUUUUGCCAGCGCAAUAGUGUUCAUCUUGCUCAUCAACCUGGAAUCUACUUCAGCAACUGACCACGGACAUGAACACGGAGGUGGCCACAGUAACAUCUUUCGUAAACAAGAGUCAACCAAGGGACAUUCACAUUACGCUUUUGGUUAUGACAUUAAAGACCCUUGGGGAGCUAGCAAUUUCCGUAAGGAAAAGGGUGAUUUUACCAAGAAAGGAGGUUGGGUUGAAGGUGUUUAUGGGUUAAAGGAUAAAGAUGGACGUGCUCGAUUAGUUAAAUAUAUUGCUGACAAGAAUGGUUUCCAAGCUGCCAUAAAAACCAAUGAACCUGGAACCAGUGAUGCUGAUGCAGCUGAUGCAGCCUACAAUGGAGCUGAUGGAAGCAAGGGAAAGUGGAGUUAUGAUGUUUCCGUUAAGGACAGCGGUAAAUCAAAGGGUAAAGACUCAUGGAGUGCGGCUGCCUCUGAGUUGAAUAUUUUCCGAAUCAAGCCUAGUCAAUCAGAGGAAUAUGUUCAAGAACCAGCAUCUUCUGGGGAUGAUUAUGAUUCUGGUUAUGAAGGCAGAGCAGCCCCUGAAUACGAAUAUGAACCUCAAGCUAAACAAGCUGAAGUUAAAAAGUUGAAACUCUACUUGAAACCCCAAUAUGAUUACUAUUAUGGAUCACCAGCUGAAGAAAGUGUUUAAUUUGUCAUCAUCAACCUCAUCUUAAUGUAUUAUUAUCGUUACUAUUCAAUUGUUAUCAAAUCUAUUCAUCAUUAUUUUGAUUCUCAUUUCAAAAUUUUCUUUUAAUUCAAGGCUUUUUGGUUUCCUUUUAUACCAAUGUAAAAGCUCGUUUAAUUUGCCUGUUAAAAGAUCAAUAUUUAUUUAACAUUUCGAAAAAUAAUUUAUCAAUCUCUGCUAAAUAUGUAAUUAAUAAUAUUCAAUAAAUUUUUCAACCUAA
Messenger RNA from Tetranychus urticae (two-spotted spider mite), 1366 nucleotides. RefSeq lists its product as uncharacterized. Gene Ontology annotation, molecular function: structural constituent of chitin-based larval cuticle. Gene Ontology annotation, cellular component: chitin-based extracellular matrix. The record is from RefSeq and is a predicted model, not a curated record. NCBI's taxonomy places the organism in Eukaryota, Metazoa, Arthropoda, Arachnida, Trombidiformes, Tetranychidae.